This is a messenger RNA of Monascus purpureus, 693 nucleotides long. NCBI's taxonomy places the organism in Eukaryota, Fungi, Ascomycota, Eurotiomycetes, Eurotiales, Aspergillaceae. The record is from the annotation of a GenBank genome assembly.
AUGUACUUUGCCAUCUUCAGACUCCUCCGCGCGAUAGCAAAGAAACGCAAAGAAAAGAAAGCCCAAGCCCAAGCACAAGCUGCAGGAUUCCAAGUCGACCCCCAAUUCCAAUUCAACCACCCGAACCAGAACAAAUCCAAAACCAGCAUCCAAAUGAGUGUCCUCUCCGCCUACAAAACCGGCUCCGGAACCGGUAGUACCUCCCCAGAUGCUGCAGCAAGACACCCGAUCAAGGUCCUGGUCGAGACAAUCCUGCGCUUCUUCCAGUUCGUCCUCGGCGUAACAGUCAUAGGCCUCUACGGGCAAGACGUCAAGCACGACACUGACACGAUCCACGAUAAAUGCGUCUUCGCUGUGAUCACGGGCUCGCUGGCCUCCAUCACGGCGGUGGUUUAUUUACUCCUUCCGUUCGUGUUGAAGGAUCGGCCGCUCUCGGUGCGGACGGUGUGGGAGGGCGUGCUUGUCAUUCUUUGGUUGGUGAUGUUUGGGAUGUUCGGGAAGAUGUAUAUUGGGAACUAUUCGGGUGUUGAUGGGGCGCGGGUUGCGAGGAUGAGGCAUGCUGUUUGGGUGGAUUUGACGGAGUUGCUUUUGUGGGCUGGGACUGCCGGGUGGUCAUUUUUGCGAUGGUGGAAGGGUAGGACUGCUGGUGAGAAGGGUGGUGAUCUCGAGAAGGAGGGUUCCUUGGAGAGUUGA